This is a messenger RNA of Coccomyxa subellipsoidea C-169, 360 nucleotides long. RefSeq names its product Glyoxalase/Bleomycin resistance protein/Dihydroxybiphenyl dioxygenase. The record is from RefSeq and is a predicted model, not a curated record. NCBI's taxonomy places the organism in Eukaryota, Viridiplantae, Chlorophyta, Trebouxiophyceae, Coccomyxaceae. The coding region runs from base 1 to 360 and encodes 119 amino acids. The transcript is spliced from 3 exons.
AUGAUUGCCGUGCUCAGGCACGUGUUGCUGCUCCAAAAGGAUGUCCGAAAGGCAGCCAACUUCUAUCAGCAGGGGCUGGGGCUGCCUGUCAAUGUUCUGACAGAGAAAUGGGCCGAGCUGCAGGCUGGCAAUUCAAAGAUUGCUUUGAAAGCAGUUGACGGGGAGGCCUUCACUACUUGUGGCUACACCCCUUUCCUGGCGUUUGAAGUGGCAGAUCUGCAGGAGAGUGUGCAGCGUUUGCUCCAGCUAGGGGCCACCUUGGACGGCCCGAUCAAGUACCCUGCUCGAGGAAAGGUGGCUGUCCUGCGUGGACCUGAUGGGCACAUGCUUAGUCUGUUUGAGCCUGAAGACAGUGCUUGA